UUCAUUGGGUUCCUCAAUACGCACUUGCUGUAACUUUAGAAUUUUUAUAUCCAGAACAAUGCAACGAGCUAUUCUAACAAUUUCUCGAAAUAUGGCUUCGCUGAGCCAAGUAAGAAUGGUUGGUGAACGUGGAUCUGGAGCUGGUAAAGGAGGUGGUGGUGGUGGAUCUAUUCGAGAUGCUGGUGGAUCCUUUGGAAAAAUGGAAGCGGCUCAUGAAGAUCAGUAUUUCUAUAAUCUGCAAAAAGAACAACUUCAAAAGCUUAAAGAGGAUCUCCAUGAUGAGAUUUCCUUUCACGAAGAACAAAUCAAGCGUCACCAAGAAGCUAUAAACCGUAACAAAAAAAGAAUCACAGAUAUGACUCAGGAAUAAAAAGAUACACUUAACGAUAUAUUUCUAUUUUUUAAGCGUGAUGUUAUUCCUCCUAAUGCUGUAACUGUUAUAUUACUAUUAAUAGUAAUUAUAGUAGUCAUUUAUGUAUGUUCAUACCUUUUUUUCAAGCUACAAAAUAUUAUAUACA
Molecule: messenger RNA, 518 nt
Organism: Eufriesea mexicana
Lineage: Eukaryota; Metazoa; Arthropoda; Insecta; Hymenoptera; Apidae
Product: ATPase inhibitor mai-2, mitochondrial
Exons: 3
Coding region: 59-370 (103 amino acids)
Biological process (GO): negative regulation of ATP-dependent activity
Cellular component (GO): mitochondrion
Molecular function (GO): ATPase inhibitor activity
Source: RefSeq, a predicted model, not a curated record